AGUUGGAAGUGUGGUGAGACGGUUAAGUAACAGGCACUAUAAGUCUCAAGCUCAAGCUCAACUCAAGUUGCUAUCUACCAUGGCAUUCAGGAAACUAACUAACAUGACGAUCCUCGUGCUCAUUCUCAUUCUCAUUCUUGUCAUCACGGCCAGUUCUUCUAAACCUGUUGACACCCUUCCUGGCUUCCCUGGCAAACUGCCUUUUAACCUUCAAACUGGUUAUGUGGGAGUAGGGGACAUGGAUUCCGUGCAGCUAUUCUAUUGGUUCGUGGAAUCAGAAAGGAAUCCAGAGGAAGAUCCUCUUUUGCUUUGGCUGACUGGAGGCCCCGGUUGUUCUGGCUUCUCUGGCCUCGUCUUCGAAGUAGGUCCGCUUAUGUUUGAUUAUGCCAAAUCAAGAGGCAGCGGAACGUUACCUACCCUUAAGCUGAAUCCAUUCUCAUGGACAAAGGUAGCUAGCAUGAUCUUCAUAGAUGCCCCUGUGGGUACUGGAUUUUCUUAUGCCACAAAUCCCGACUCUUAUGGAGUCACUGAUACUUUAGCAGCUGCACAUAAUUACCAGUUUUUGCGCAAGUGGCUUUUGUCCAAUACCAAGUUCCAGAAGAAUCCACUAUACAUAGCUGGCGAUUCUUACUCGGGCAUCAUCCUCCCUAUACUUGUCAAGACCAUAUCUGAUGGAAACGAGAGUGGAGGAGGAGGAAAAAGAAUGAAUCUAAAGGGAUACAUACUGGGAAACCCCGCCACAGAUUUGUCUGUUGAUAAAAACUGGAGAAUUCCAUUCUAUCAUAAACAUGCCCUUAUUUCCGAUCAACUCUAUCAGGCAACUAAAACAAAUUGCAAAGGUCAAUACAUAAACGUAGACUCAAGCAAUGCCGCAUGUUUCCAGAAUCUCCAACUUGUGUCCGAGUGCGUUAGGAAUAUUUUUACAGCGCAAAUAUUAGAACCAAACUGUUUCGAUGCUGCCACAAAAGAGGCUAAAGCAUUUGGAUGGGAUCCUAGUAAUCUCACACACCAUAAUCAAUUGAACCUCCUCCUUCCUAACGCUUUUCAUCACCACACCCCAACCUGGUGUCGGAACUACAACUACGUCUUCUCUUACAUCUGGGCUAACGAUGGAGAAGUUCAAACAGCUCUUCACGUUCGGAAGGGAAUCAAGAUGGAAUGGAACAGAUGCAAUCGGAGUUUAUCUUACACCUAUGAUGUCACAAGCACUGUACCAUAUCACAAGUAUCUUAUUAACAAAGACUAUAAAGUUUUGAUUUACAGUGGAGAUCAUGAUGCAGUUAUUCCAUAUUUGGGUACAAUGACAUGGAUAAAAUCUCUGAAUUUGUCGCUCAAACGAGACUGGUUACCAUGGUACGUAGGUGGACAAGUAGGAGGAUAUACAUUGCAGUAUACACAGCGGAAUUAUAACCUAGUGUAUGCAACUGUGAAGGCAAGAUAAAGCAUUUAAUUAUAUUUGACACACUGAUUUAAUUCUUAUGGAGAAAUUAAAAUAAAUAAUGUAUUAUAAUAUUAUUAUUAAUAAA
Molecule: messenger RNA, 1526 nt
Organism: Arachis ipaensis
Lineage: Eukaryota; Viridiplantae; Streptophyta; Magnoliopsida; Fabales; Fabaceae
Source: RefSeq, a predicted model, not a curated record